Messenger RNA from Fraxinus pennsylvanica, 507 nucleotides. Lineage: Eukaryota; Viridiplantae; Streptophyta; Magnoliopsida; Lamiales; Oleaceae. The record is from the annotation of a GenBank genome assembly.
AUGGCCGCUUCGUUCGGAACUUACAUUCAAAUUCUCUCUCUAACUCUCCUUUUCACCGUCAUUAUCACUGUACAAUCAGAAGUCGCCGGAGAUCCUCCGGAAUAUUCCCCUUCCCCUUCCCCCCAACUGCCCGGUGACGCCCUCUCCCAGUCUCCUGCUACUCCCUCGAUAUCCCCUUCCGUAGCACAUUCUUCUCCACCAGCACCUCCGCCGCUAGAUUUCUCCUCUGCACAAUCUCCGGCUACAGGCGAGAACUCUCAGUCUCCUUCACUGGCUCCGGCGUCGGAGAUUUCGAGAGAUGUGAAUCACGCGAACCAGGCCGAUUUCGGUGACUUGGAGUCGCAGGAGUCGUCUGGCGGGAUGAAAAGCGGGCAUAAGGCAGGGAUUGUACUCGGAGUAAUUGUGUUUGCAUGCGUUUUUGGUAUCGGCACCAUUAUAUAUAAGAAACGCCAGCAGAAUAUCCGCCGCUCGCAGAAUGGGUACGCCGCAAGAAGAGAAUUUCUGUAG